ACCUCUUUCUCAGCCCCUCGUCCUCCGUCCCGCUCCUGUCUUGGUCCCUUUGGGCGGCAGCUUUCUUUGGAGUCGUGUUGGCGUGCAUCCGGAGUCACCGGGAAGUCCAUGUGGUGCUGGGGAACGAAGCUUGUGAUCUGGAUUCCAUGGUGUCUGCCCUGGCCCUCGCUUACUUCUUUGCAAAGUUGUCUCCGGAGCUCAGAGUGGCCUUUGUCCCAGUCCUCAACAUCCCUCGCUCUGAGUUCCCCCUCCGGACGGAGAGCACCUUCCUCCUCAAGGAGCACCGGAUCCCAGAGAGCUCCCUUGUCUUCCGAGAUGAGAUCGACCUCCUCGCCCUGCACCAAGCCGGUCUCCUCUCCCUAACUCUGGUCGACCACCAUGUCCUGCCCAGCAAGGAUACCGCUCUGGAGGAGGCAGUUGUCGAGGUGAUAGACCAUCGGCCCCUGGAGCGAGAGAGAGGCCCUCGGUGCAGCGUCACGUCGGAAUUGGUGGGGUCGUGUGCCACGCUGGUGACGGAGAAGAUCCUGCAGAGUUCGGUGCAGGUCCUGGACCGACCGACCGCAGCCCUCCUGCACGGCACCAUCGUGCUCGACUGCGUCAACAUGGCCCCCGAGGCUGGCAAAGUGACCCCCAAGGACGUUCACUUCGCUUCCCUCCUGGAAUCCAAGUUCCCAGAUCUGCCCCCGAGAAGCGUCAUCUUCGAAGCUCUGCAGAGCGCCAAGUUUGACGUUUCAGGACUCACGACGGACCAGAUGCUGAGAAAAGAUCUGAAAGCUGUCUCCGGGAAGGAAGUGGUCAUCGCCCUCAGCUCUGUGUACGUGACUCUAGAGACCUUCCUGCACCGUCCCGGAGCGGAGCACGACUUGAGCACCUUCUGCCAACGGAGAGGCUACGAUGCGCUGGUUGUGAUGACGAUCUCCUUCAACAAGCGGAACGAGCCCUUCCGGCAGCUUGCCGUGUACAGCCACCACGGGACGCUCCAGGCAGCGGUGUGCCAAAGCUUGGAGAAUUCUAGCAACCCCUCUCUCGGAUUGUCUCCACUGGAGAGCCCUCACCCCGCCAUCCACGCCUACAACCAGGGCAACACCACCGCCUCUCGGAAGAAAAUCCUCCCCAUCGUCAAAGACUUCCUGAGGGGGUGGGACCCACGCGGUACCAUGCAGCCCGGCCGCAAGACGAGAGCCGAGCCCGUGGAGUCUUCCCCUGGCAGCUCCGAUAGCUGCCCUCCGGAGAGGGGCGCAGCGGGCAGGAAGGAUCCCCCAAAAUCCCAGCACUUGGGGGAUGACCUCUUCGGGGACGAAGAUACCCACUUACCUCCGACGCCGAUGAACAGCCUGGUGGAUGAGUGCCCCCUUGACCGGGGGCUGCCCAAGCUAUCAGCCGAGGCCGUCUUCGAGAAAUUCAACCGCAUCGCCAUGGCCCGUUCUUCGGAGGACACCCCCGAGAAGAAAUGAGGCCCGACGUGGUUUCCUUGCUCCAAUUUCAAGGAACUUUCCAGCCAGGAGUGUGAUUGUGUGUGUGUGUGUGUGAGUGUGUGCGUGUGUACGCAUGCACGCGCAUGUAUGGACGGGUAGAAACCACUUGCUCGGGAGAGUAAACAGGUGGUACGUUUCUGGACACGGUUCUCUGCCUCACGUGGAGAAACUCUUUGCAUCCAACUGUGGAAGAAAUGAAGGAAUGUUUGGUGCUUGGGUUAGCUCAGAGCAUCCUGGAUUUGCGGGGGGGGGGGGUAUAUAACUGGGGAGGGCGCUCCGUUGUGCAUGACUUAACGUGGUAAUAAAAGCCUAUAAGCAGUCACAAUUCUGGGGUACGCAGAAUGUGAGUGUAACCCUACAGGGGUGUAAUUAUUGACCCUCUGUUCUUGUGACCCCUUUGAUAGCUCUGCCUAUAGAGAAUGACACAGUGAGAAGGGGGAAUAUUGACAUAUAUAAAUUGGGAGUGGGGGGAGUUAUGUAGAAGGUGCCGGCAAGAGAUGACCCUUAAAGCUUCUACACUUCUCCCAAAAUUCAUCCCAGAUGAUGCAGCGCAAAGCGCGCCAGACAGGUGGAUCCAGUUUACAGGACGCCACCCUGUGGAAAUUGUCCUGCACAAGCCAGUGUUCUUUUCAGCAAGUCUUGUGUAGGACACCUUCCUGAUAGAUUGCUUUACCCUGGUAAAGAAGUCUUGUGUCAGGAGAAGGCGCCGCUGCAGAAUCCAGCCCGCUAUCAGAUUAAAUUAUCCUGAAGAAUGUUUGGGAGAAACGUGCCAUUGCGUGGUAGAUGUGCUAAGCUGUGUCAGUGAGGAAGGAGAGUGGACCAGCGUUGUUGUUCCAGAGGUGCAUGCCUCUUCACUGCUCACCCAGUGUACAUUGUUUUUAAAAGAAAAUCACUGGAACCCACUUCCUUGUACACAGAAUCUGCACAGCUUGUGUGUUUUCAAACUAGGGGUGUGCACCUGAAAACGAUUCGGAUUUCCCACUUUGGGUUUACCGAAACAAGAAAAUUGCUGCGUCUGCUGCCGCUCUCCCCGAAGCUUUCCAAAAUGCUCCGAAGCUUUCGGAAAGCUUUGCUUCGGUAUUUCCGAAUUGGCUCAGCAAUGCCGGGGGCCGAUUUGGAAAUACCAGAUCAUUCCUAAUCGGGCCCGAUUUGAGUUAAAAACCUGAAUCGGAAACCUGAAGUGCACACCUUUAGUGCAAACCACCAUUUCAAUCAUUCACACGUGUGCAUGUGUGUACACACAGACAUUUAGGAAAAUGGCCAAUUUCCACACGAGUGACUAGCCAUCGCUCCUUCAUGCCACUUGCAGAAAUGGUAGGAUUUGUGAUGGGGUGCCACUCGUGAACUAUUCUGAAAGGACAUGGAACUGAUUCCCUGUUCGUGAACAUUUUUAGAGUUGUGAAAUCUAACCCCCCACUUGGGUGCACGUGUGUCUUUGAAGUGUACGGAAUUAUUUGGGCUUCCUCCCACUUCGGCAAUAAAUUUUCCAGGGUUUGAGCAGUGUGCAUCAUUUUGUGUCCAAGUGGGUUGGCUGGGCAAAUGGAGAUCUCCCGACACAGCCGUCUUGGGGCUCCACCCGUGACCCGGGCACAUUUUGGGGUUAAGAGUGGAGUGUCUGUGUGUAUGUGCAUAAUUUAGAAAGAUGUGCUCUGCUCUGAAGAGGAGCCCCACCCUGGAGAGGAAGGCUUUCUGAAACUGCCCUGUAACGCCUGGAUCGUCUAUAGUCGUUUGGUGGCAUGUAGCCAGAAUGUUAUUACAGAGAGCAUCUCAAAACUAAUUUAAUAUACUUUUUAAAUGGGAAAAGCCCUGUUGCUUAAAUAUGGUUUCUAUUUGAUUAAGAAUUCUUAAGAUAU
Messenger RNA from Eublepharis macularius, 3328 nucleotides. It is a transcript of the gene PRUNE1, whose product is annotated as prune exopolyphosphatase 1. The record is from RefSeq and is a predicted model, not a curated record. The coding region runs from base 147 to 1454 and encodes 435 amino acids. NCBI's taxonomy places the organism in Eukaryota, Metazoa, Chordata, Lepidosauria, Squamata, Eublepharidae. The transcript has 8 exons. Gene Ontology annotation, molecular function: exopolyphosphatase activity. Gene Ontology annotation, cellular component: cytoplasm.